GUUCCUCUUCCUGCUGCUCGGCCCGUUUGGAAAAGGUUCGCAGUACCACGAGAUCGGGCGCUCCAUCGCCACGUUGAUGACAGACGAGAUCUUCCACGACGUUGCCUACAAGGCGAAGGACCGGACGGACCUGCUGUCGGGGAUCGAUGAGUUCUUGGAUCAGGUGACCGUCCUCCCGCCGGGGGAAUGGGACCCCAGCAUCCGCAUCGAGCCCCCGAAGAGCGUCCCCUCCCAGGAGAAGAGGAAGUUGCCGUCGGUGCAGAAUGGCUCCGCCCACAACUGUGACAUCAUCAAGGAGUCGGAGCAUCAGGCGGGGCCAGAGCUGCAGAGGACGGGCCGGGCUUUCGGGGGUUUGGUGAACGACGUCCGCAGGAAGAUCCCGUUCCUGUGGAGCGACGUGCGGGACGCCGUCAGCCUGCAGUGCGUCGCCUCCGUCCUCUUCCUGUACUGCGCCUGCAUGUCGCCCGUCAUCGCCUUCGGGGGGCUGCUGGGGGAGGCCACCAAGGGGAACAUCAGUGCCAUAGAGUCUCUGUUCGGCGCGUCGAUGACCGGCGUGGCGUACUCUCUGUUCGCCGGGCAGCCGCUCACCAUCCUGGGCAGCACCGGCCCAGUUCUGGUCUUUGAGAAGAUCCUCUUCACUUUCUGCAGUGAUUACGGCCUGUGCUACCUGUCUCUGCGCACCAGCAUCGGGCUCUGGACGGCCUUCCUCUGCCUGCUGUUGGUCGCCACCGACGCCAGCUCCAUGGUCUGCUACAUCACCCGCUUCACCGAGGAGGCCUUCGCUUCCCUCAUCUGCAUCAUCUUCAUCUACGAGGCUCUGCAGAAGCUGGUGCACCUCGGGAAGCAGUUUCCCAUCAACAUGCACAACCAGCUGGACAACCUCACCUUAUACACGUGCCGCUGCUCUCCUCCUGCCAACGCCUCCACAGACACCCUGCAUCAGUGGAGCAACACAAACGCUACCUCAAACAUCCGCUGGGACGAGCUGACGGUGAAGGACUGCAAAGAGUUCGGGGGGGUGUUUGAGGGCUCGGCUUGUGGCCCCCUCGGCCCCUACGUCCCCGACGUCCUCUUCUGGUCCGUCAUCCUCUUCUUCACCACCUUCUUCCUCUCCUCCUUCCUCAAACAGUUCAAGACCAAACAGUACUUCCCGACCAAGGUGCGCUCCACCAUCAGUGACUUCGCCGUGUUCCUCACCAUCACCAUCAUGGUGCUGCUGGACUACCUGGUGGGGGUUCCUUCUCCAAAGCUGCACGUUCCCGACCGCUUCCAGCCCACGUCGAGCUCCCGCGGCUGGCUGAUCUCUCCUCUGGGGACCAACCCGUGGUGGACGCUGCUGGCGGCGGCGGUUCCCGCGCUGCUCUGCACGAUCCUCAUCUUCAUGGACCAACAGAUCACCGCCGUCAUCGUCAACAGGAAGGAGAACAAGCUGAAGAAGGGCUGUGGCUAUCACCUGGACCUGCUCAUCGUGGCGGUGAUGCUGGGCGUCUGCUCCAUCAUGGGCCUGCCGUGGUUCGUGGCGGCGACCGUGCUCUCCAUCUCGCACGUCAACAGUCUGAAGCUGGAGUCGGGCUGCGCGGCGCCCGGAGAGCAGCCCAAGUUCCUAGGCAUCAAAGAGCAGCGCGUCACCGGGUUCAUGAUCUUCUUCCUGAUGGGCUGCUCCGUCUUCAUGACCUCCGCCCUCAAGCUGAUCCCGAUGCCGGUCCUGUACGGAGUCUUCCUCUACAUGGGAGUGUCCUCGCUCAAAGGCAUCCAGCUGUUUGACCGCAUCAAGCUGUUCUGCAUGCCGGCCAAACACCAGUCGGACCUGAUCUACCUGCGCUACGUGCCGCUGUGGAAGGUGCACAUGUUCACCUGUGUGCAGCUCACCUGCCUCAUCGUCCUCUGGACCAUCAAAGCCUCGGCCGCCGCCGUCGUCUUCCCCAUGAUGGUCCUGGCUCUGGUGUUUAUCCGGAAGCUUCUGGACUUCUGCUUCACAAAGAGAGAGCUGAGCUGGCUGGACGACCUGAUCCCAGAGAGCAAGAAGAAGAAGGAGGACGACAAGAAGAAGAGGGAGAAGGAGGACACUGAGAGGAUGAUGGAGGAGGUGGAAGACGAUGCUCCGUACGACAUCAGCUUCCCGAUUCAAGCUCUGAAGGGACGUGCGGACCCCUCGGAGGUGAACAUCUCAGAUGAAAUGUCUAAGAGUGGGAUCUGGAGGUCGAUGAACUCUGACAGCGGCAGAGCUCUGAAACGCUGCAGCAGUCAGGAGAAGCUGCCGAGCGUCCAGAUCAGCGUGGAGAACGAGGACGGAGUCAUGGCCACUGAGACCCCGUUAUGAUGCCUCCUUAUGAUGCCUCCUUAUGAUGCCUCCUUAUGAUGCCUCCUUGAGAUGCCUCGUUAUGAGGCCUCGUUAUGAUGCCUCCUUGUGAUGCCUCGUUAUGAUGCCUCCUUAUGAUGCCUCCUUAUGAUGCCUCCUUGUGAUGCCUCGUUAUGAUGCCUCCUUAUGAUGCCUCCUUAUGAUGCCUCCUUAUGAUGCCUCCUUAUGAUGCCUCCUUGAGAUGCCUCGUUAUGAGGCCUCGUUAUGAUGCCUCCUUGUGAUGCCUCGUUAUGAUGCCUCCUUAUGAUGCCUCGUUAUGAUGCCUCCUUGUGAUGCCUCGUUAUGAUGCCUCCUUAUGAUGCCUCCUUAUGAUGCCUCGUUAUGAUGCCUCGUUAUGAGGCCUCGUUAUGAGGCCUCGUUAUGAUGCAGCGCCUCGAUAUGAUGCAGUGCCUCGUUAUGACGCCUCGUUAUGAGGCCUCGUUAUGAUGCCUCGUUAUGAGGCCUCGUUAUGAGGCCUCGUUAUGAUGCAGCGCCUCGAUAUGAUGCAGUGCCUCGUUAUGAUGCCUCGUUAUGAGGCCUCGUUAUGAGGCCUCGUUAUGAUGCAGCGCCUCGUUAUGAUGCAGCGCCUCGUUAUGACGCCUCGUUAUGAUGCCUCGUUAUGAGGCCUCGUUAUGAUGCAGCGCCUCGAUAUGAUGCAGUGCCUCGUUAUGACGCCUCGUUAUGAUGCCUCGUUAUGAUGCAGCGCCUCGAUAUGAUGCCUCGUUAUGAGGCCUCGUUAUGAGGCCUCGUUAUGAUGCAGCGCCUCGAUAUGAUGCCUCGUUAUGAGGCCUCGUUAUGAUGCAUCGCCUCGUUAUGAUGCUGAGACCUCGUUAUGAUGUAGGAGGACAGGGGCACCAAUCACUGAGGUCCAAAGUCUGGGGGAACAGCCAAUCAUGCUUCACCUCACCGUGCGUUUUCUCUAACGAGGUGCAUUUUUUAUAUUGUCAUCGUUUUAAGAUGAGACCCCAGGAGCCAAAAUGGCCGCCGACUUAAGAAACAGCUUCCUCAGUUUCUUUGGUCAGAUUUAAGAAACACCUGAAUUAUAAUUGUAAUCGUUUUUGUAUUGUUUUGACAAGGCUCUUCACCUCAGAUCUAUUUAAUUUAAUUCAUCAUGCUGAUUGUGUGUGUCUGUGUGUGUGCUGUGUGUGUGUGUGUGUGUGUGUGUGUGUGUGUGUGUGUGUGUGUGUGUGUGUGUGUGUGUGUGUUCACCGUUGUGCCUGCAGUGACUGAAUGACGUCACUGCUUAUUGACAUUUUAAUAAAUUCGGUUUGGUGACGACCAA
Gymnodraco acuticeps is the source of this 3620-nucleotide messenger RNA. RefSeq names its product sodium bicarbonate cotransporter 3-like. Gene Ontology annotation, biological process: monoatomic anion transport; bicarbonate transport; regulation of intracellular pH. Gene Ontology annotation, molecular function: sodium:bicarbonate symporter activity; solute:inorganic anion antiporter activity; monoatomic anion transmembrane transporter activity. Gene Ontology annotation, cellular component: plasma membrane; basolateral plasma membrane; apical plasma membrane. The record is from RefSeq and is a predicted model, not a curated record. Lineage: Eukaryota; Metazoa; Chordata; Actinopteri; Perciformes; Bathydraconidae.